AGUUAAUCCACUCUACCAAAUUAGAGAGCCUUGUGGUGUGACACGUUUGAGAACAGAGCAUAGCAGAACAGAGCAGAAGACAGAGCAGAACACUCUUGGUUCUUCUUUUGUCUCUCUCGAAAACAACCUAUGAUUCUCUCCGCCCCUCUUUAAUUCAGUGCCUGUUUACUUUUUUCUUGUUCCUUUUUUAUUUCUUUUUUAUGCAAAUAUGGGGGAAGAGGUGCGUGUAACCAAUUUGCAUAAUAGAGACGGUGGAAACGAAGAUCAGAACCAGGAAUUCGACAUUUAUCCUUUGAGUUGUUACUAUUUUGGAUCCAAAGAUACCAUUCCCUUCAAAGACCACACUCUACAUCAUCACCUUCUCAGGAUCCAAUCCAACUAUGCUGCCAGUGGGUUACGAACUUCUGUGGAGGCUGUCUUACUGGUUGAAUUGUUCAAACAUCCACACUUGUUGCUUUUGCAAGUAAGAAAUUCCAUCUAUAAACUUCCCGGUGGUAGAUUAAGGCCAGGCGAAUCAGAUACUGAUGGAUUGAAGCGUAAGCUGACAAGGAAGCUUUCUGUUGACGAAGAUGGAGAUGGUUCAGAAUGGGAGGUUGGUGAAUGCCUUGGAAUGUGGUGGAGACCUGAUUUUGAAACAUUAUUGUAUCCUUUCUUGCCACCAAAUGUAAAACAGCCAAAGGAGUGUACAAAAGUUUUCCUUGUGAAGUUGCCUGCCAGUAGGAAGUUCAUUGUACCCAAGAACAUGAGGUUGCUUGCAGUUCCAUUGUGCCAAGUUCAUGAAAAUCAAAAGACAUAUGGGCAAAUAAUAUCAGGGGUUCCACAGCUUCUGUCGAAAUUCUCUUUCAACAUGUUGGAAUCUUGAUAUUUGAACCAUUUGGCAGGCAGUCACAGCCUCUCUGCUAAUGAGGCUUCUCUCCUUAGCAUCUGCUC
This is a messenger RNA of Vigna umbellata (rice bean), 930 nucleotides long. RefSeq names its product homolog of CFIM-25 (gene CFIM-25). NCBI's taxonomy places the organism in Eukaryota, Viridiplantae, Streptophyta, Magnoliopsida, Fabales, Fabaceae. Gene Ontology annotation, biological process: mRNA 3'-end processing. Gene Ontology annotation, cellular component: mRNA cleavage factor complex. The record is from RefSeq and is a predicted model, not a curated record. Gene Ontology annotation, molecular function: mRNA binding.